AGCAUUUGCUAUAAGCUGAAGAGCACGUACAAAGAGCUAUUCAUGAUGUCAGACUAUUGUUGGUUUGAAGGAAUACCUUUUCUUGCCAUAGGGUUUGAAAAAGAAAUGCUGGAAGAUAUUCGAAAUAAGUUUGUGUUGAAAGAAGACGACUUGAUGAUAUUGACUUACCCAAAGUCAGGAACAAACUGGCUGGCUGAGACUGUCUGCUUGAUUCAAACCAAGGGAGAUCCCAAGUGGGUCCAAACUGUGCCCAUCUGGGAGCGUACACCCUGGCUAGAAAGUGAUCUAGGAUAUCCUAAAUUAAUAACUAAGGAAGGACCACGACUCAUGAACUCUCAUCUUCCUAUCCAUCUAUGCCCCAAGUCUCUCUUCAGUUCCAAGGCCAAGGCUAUCUAUCUCAUCAGAAAUCCCAGAGAUGUUCUUGUUUCUGGUUACUUUUUCUGGAGUACGACAAACCUUGUGAAGAUUCCAGAGUCACUGGAGACUUAUUUUGAAUGGUUCCUCAAAGGCAAUGGAUUUCUCUGUAUAACCUUGGCUGUCAUUGAACUCACUCUGAAGA
Grammomys surdaster is the source of this 559-nucleotide messenger RNA. RefSeq names its product bile salt sulfotransferase 1-like. Gene Ontology annotation, biological process: sulfation. The annotation marks the transcript as partial. NCBI's taxonomy places the organism in Eukaryota, Metazoa, Chordata, Mammalia, Rodentia, Muridae. Gene Ontology annotation, molecular function: sulfotransferase activity. The record is from RefSeq and is a predicted model, not a curated record. Gene Ontology annotation, cellular component: cytoplasm. The transcript has 4 exons.